UUUGAUGGUACAAUUUGGCAUAGUUUUGUCUGAAACUACUCAGCAGUAUCGGUGGGUGAUAGAUGACAAAUACACAAGCUUAUGUAUCACAGCUUGUAGUGCCAUGCAAGUCAUGUUUUAGCAGACAAUAUGGAAAGUAGCACAUUAACUCUAAUACUAUACUUUAAAUGUACUAUAAUCUUACUUGAAAAUGUGUAGCAUUCACACAUACCUCAGUUAAUAUUUCUAAAGUAUGUAAUACAUGCAUAAUGCGAGUUGUAUGUUGGGUUCAUAAAGUAUAAUGGGAAAAAAAACAGUAUAGAACAGUUUGAAUGUCCAAGUGUCCUUGAGCAAGACACUGAACCACCAGUUGCUCCCCAGGCGUUUCACAGCAGCCCACUGCUCCUAAAAAUGCAGAGCAUGGGUCAAAUGCAGAGUAUUUCAUGUAUGUGGGUUAGGGUGUAAUAAAGUUCAGUGAUGAAGGAAUAAUUUUUGUUGCUUUAACAUUUACUCUCUCUCUCUCUCUCUUUGUCUUUGCGACCAACUUGUUGGGCCACCUUAUCAGGCCAAGCCUAAUAAAAUAAAGACGUGUAUCAAUAUUUUUUCAGGCCAGCACAAUCUGACUAAUAACAUACUGAGCAACACCCUCUGUUAUCUUCCCUCUUUCAUGGCAAACAAUACCAAAUCAUAUCUGUGUCGGAUUGAAUAAUUUUUCCAUAAAACACUAUCAAUUGGAAAUGAUUGUGAUGCAAAAACAAUGUAAGAAAAUAAGUAAACACUGUCAACCUUUUGAAAAGGCUUUUUUUUUUGUGGAGAAUCGUAGAAAAACGUGGCGGAGAAAAGGCGUUGUGUCGCUUUAAGAAUGGAGCGGAUGGAACUCAUGGUGCCUCUCGCCCAUUGGCUGGCCUCUACCGCGUCACCUGACUAAUCAGCUUCGUCGGUGUCACCGGGUGGCAUUACGUCGGGAGGCGUGUGUGACAUUUGCUGCAAGAAGCUAGUUUGUGAGCAGCUAGCCGGAUAAAGAUGAAGAACUAGGGAAGUAAAUAGAACAUAUUUGGCCUUGUAACGACUGAGCUGACGUUUGGGUGACAGUUUGUUGUCUUAUCCACAUGACAGAAUACAGUUUAUAUCAAAUGUAGCGCAGGGUUAAAUGUGGCUAAAAAACGUUCAGCAGCAGUUAGUUAGUAGGCUAACCCUUUCUCUUAACUUAUACUUUAACUGUUGAGUUGAGGUGGUAUGCUGGGUUUGUGCCUGAGAUGUUGACAACGGAUAACUAGCCUAGUUAACGUCUUUUGAUUUUGUUAUUACCGUAUGGGUGGACGUUAGCACGUAACCCGACUUGACUCACUGCAGGUUGCACACAAGGUUAACAUUAGCUUUAGCCAGCUAGCUCCUCACUCCCUUCUUGCUGCAGUUUUCUCACUUUCUUAUGCUGACAUGUCAGGACAGGUGUGCUGAACGUAGGCCAGGUGUGCUGUGGGAUAGAUAGGGCGUUCCACGUAUUAACAGUGCUCACGGAAGAGUAAUAAGUCCCAACAGUCCACUUCAGCGAUUUGUGUUCCUGUAGUCGAGCCAGAGGUGGGACCAUGCUGCUCUCCUUGGUUGUGCACACAUACUCUCUGCGGUACUGGUUUCCAGCCACGAUUAUGCUGGGAUCAGCCCCAGCUUAUUUGCUAUCAUGGGGUGCCUGGCGCUUACUUUCUACUGUUUUACCAGCGAGAAUGUAUCACAAGUUAGACGAUCGGUUGUACUGCAUGUACCAGAGUAUGGUCCUGUUCUUCUUUGAAAACUACACCGGAGUAGAGAUUAUUAUAUAUGGAGAUAUACCAAAGAACAAAGAGAAUGUGAUCUACCUGUCCAAUCAUCAAUGUACAGCUGACUGGAUCAUUGCUGACAUGCUCGCCAUCAGGCAGAGUGCUCUCGGCCAUGUCCGAUACGUCCUUAAAGAUGGACUCAAGUGGCUUCCGCUGUACGGAUGGUAUUUCUCUCAGCAUGGAGGAGCCUAUGUGAAACGAAGUGCAAAGUUCAGUGAAAUAGCGAUGAAGAAGAAGCUCUUCACACAGACUCAAGAUGGAGUCCCAAUGUACCUUGUCAUCUUCCCGGAAGGAACUCGGUAUAAUCCCGAGCUCAAGAAUGUUAUUGCUGACAGUCAGGCCUUUGCUACAAAAGAAGGACUGGCUGUCCUGAAGCACACUCUGACACCCAGAAUGAAGGCCUCUCACAUAGCCCUCGAGGCCAUGGAGGGCCACCUGGACGCUGUGUAUGACAUCACGGUGGCCUACGAGGGAACGCAGGAAGGUUUCAGGCAAAGAAAGCCUGCACCAUCAAUGCCCGAAUUCCUGUGCAAAGAAUGUCCCCGAGUCCACAUACACUUUGACCGCGUGGACAUAAAAGAAAUUCCUCCAGAGCCACUGUUUUUCCGCAGGUGGCUGCACGAGCGGUUUGAAAUCAAGGACCGGCUGCUGACGGAUUUCUACGAGUCGGAGGAUGAAGACAAGCUAUGCAGGUUUCCAGGGGAAGGCAAACAUUCCCCUCUGAACCUUUCUAAAACCCUUCCAUCAGUGAUGAUCUUGGGGGGACUGACACUGCCAUUACUGCUGACGGAGAACGGCAGGAAACUGUACGUGAGGACCUGGGUGUACGGGACUCUGCUGGGCUGGCUGUGGGUGAAUGCGUUUCCUUAACGAACAGUGCAGCGGCUGCCACGAUGAGAUGCACAAAAGACAUGGAGAGAUGUUGCCAUUUUCCUGUAUCGCAACAACACAAGGUGUGUUCCACAUGCAGGGCAGUUUCUGAUGAGAGGCUCAGAUUUACUCCAUGUCUGGCUCACUGUUGAGCUGAAAGCUGAACGGAGAUACGGAGAAAUGUUAAGCUUUUGUGUGCUACUUGUUCCCUCGCGCUAUUUGGAUUUGCAGCCUGAAAUGUUGAGAAAACAUGAGUGGCAUUGUCGAAGGGUAUUCUCAAAAAUGCCCCUAGUUAUCUACUAUGAAAUAAAAAUAGCUAUAUACUUAUCUUAACUUAAUUCCCCCUUUUAUCAGAUAUAGCCAAAUUAGUAUUCAUGCAUGCCCACUCUUCCAUCAAACAUUGGCCAGUUUUAAAGCUCUUAUAUGACAUAUGUUUGAGAGCAAAAUGUGCCAAGUGCUCGGAAAACCAGUUAAUUGAUUAUGUUCAGCUACUCUAUGUCGCUGACACAGUACACCAGCCGACUGAUAGAGCAUCAAUUAUGUAAGUGCGCUGACUCAUUGACAUUGGUUGUAAUGUCAUUUAUGCCAAGUCUCAUGUCAGGAGGUUUAUGCAAUUUGCUCAUUUAAAGUGAUGUUUUACAUUGACGGAACAAAAUAAGUAGCAUGCAGUCCUCUAUAGGGGCUCAUAAACAUGACACCAGCUGCAUUGUUUACCAUACUCAUAUUCAUAUGACACUGAGUUUUAUAUAAACAUUAUGAAUGUAGCCGAAAACUCUUAUGCAUAUAUGAAAGCUUUUUUCUUUUUUUUAAAUUCCCAACAGCCAAGAUUUUGUUUUUACUAAUAUUGAUAUCCUAAAAAAAAAAAUUAUAUAUAUAUAUAUAUAUAUA
Molecule: messenger RNA, 3551 nt
Organism: Cyclopterus lumpus (lumpfish)
Lineage: Eukaryota; Metazoa; Chordata; Actinopteri; Perciformes; Cyclopteridae
Gene: agpat5
Product: 1-acylglycerol-3-phosphate O-acyltransferase 5 (lysophosphatidic acid acyltransferase, epsilon)
Exons: 8
Coding region: 1566-2663 (365 amino acids)
Cellular component (GO): mitochondrion; endomembrane system
Molecular function (GO): acyltransferase activity
Source: RefSeq, a predicted model, not a curated record